AUGGCAGGAAAUACCGAUAAAAGCACUCAAUCCGCUGGCCCUAGCCAGGACGCACGGUCCGAGUCGGAACAUCAGGCUGUAUCCAAACUAGAUAUUGCAGCACGAUGUGAAGCUCAGAUAGCAGCCGCGAUGAAACGUGCCAUACGCGAUACAUAUGAGGAGCCGCCUGGCGGAUAUGAUCGGAAAUAUGGUUUUGAGAAACUAGGCGCGAUAUCACGUAAGAUUCGCGACAGCUCCGGCCUUGACUUGUCUACCAUUUGUGCCAUGAUUGCCAAUGAAGGACAAUUUAAAGUGGUUAUCGAAGUUGAGAAGAUCCGCGUCAAGUAUGGUGGUAGAGGAUUCAACCUUGAGCCGAAACCUAAUACAGGUCGUAUCAGGAUUUGCAUUAUGUCGCCAAAAUCCACACUGCAGCCUGAGACGGGAGACAGCCACGAUACUAUGCCGCAGGCCAAGGAUGCAGCCACUACAACUACGAUGGCGGGCGAUGGAGUUAAAGCAGAGGCCGAGCCGGCAAGCAAACAGCCAAUAGGUGCUCCGGACUUGGUCAGUCAAUUAGAGGCUCUAAUUGAGGCUGAAAAAUUGAAUGUUCGAAACUUGCAGGCUGCACUGGAGGCUCUAAAAAUAGAUGCUCCGUACUUGUUCCGUCAAAUAGAGGCUCAAAUAGAGGCUCAAAUACAGGCUCUAAUAGCGAUUAAGGCUCUAACAGAGGCUCAAAAAAUGGGGGCUCAAAUACAGGCUCGAGAAUGGGCUGAGCUCAAGGCAAAAAAUGCCAAAGUAGCAGCAAUGUCAAGGGCCAACAUCAUCCAAUUAGAAAGACUUGAUUAUCUUCUUAGCGUUGCAUCUAAAUAG
Molecule: messenger RNA, 849 nt
Organism: Venustampulla echinocandica
Lineage: Eukaryota; Fungi; Ascomycota; Leotiomycetes; Helotiales; Pleuroascaceae
Exons: 3
Coding region: 1-849 (282 amino acids)
Source: RefSeq, a predicted model, not a curated record